Molecule: messenger RNA, 939 nt
Organism: Acanthosepion pharaonis
Lineage: Eukaryota; Metazoa; Mollusca; Cephalopoda; Sepiida; Sepiidae
Source: the annotation of a GenBank genome assembly
AUGUAUGUAUGCCAUUCUGCAUAUUAUCUAUCUAUCUAUCUAUCUAUCUAUCUAUCUAUCUAUCUAUCUAUCUAUCUAUCUAUGUCAUUCUCUUCAUUAUUUCUCUUUGUACGUAUCUAUGUAUCAAUCUAUUUUUCUAUCUCACUCUCUUCAUUGUCUAUCUAUAAAUCUAUAUUUCUAUUUCUAUCAUCUAUUCAUGUCAUUAUUCAUCUCUAUCAAUCUCAUUCAUCUAUCUAUCUAUCUAUCUAUUAUCUAUCAUUCAUCUAUCUAUAUCUAUGUCACUAUCUAUCUAUCUAUCUAUCUAUCUAUCUAUCUAUCCAUCAUCUAUCUAUCUAUCUAAUGUAUCAUUGUCUAUCUUUAAAUCUAUAUUUUCUAUCUAUCUAUCUUUCUUUCUUUCUCACCAUCUUCAUUCAUCAUUAUCUAUUAUCUAUCUAUCUAUCUAUGUCACUAUCUUAUUCAUUAUCUAUCUAUCUAUCUAUCUAUCUAUCUAUCUAUCUAUCUAUCUAUCUAUAUCAUCCCAUUCUUCAUUGUCUAUCUUUAAAUCUAUAUUUUCCAUCUUCAUUUCUAUCCAUUUCAUUUCCUUUUAUCUAUCUUCUAUUUCUAUUUCUCACAUCCAUCAUUAUCUAUCUAUCUAUCUAUCUAUCUAUCUAUCUAUCUAUCUAUCUAUCUAUCUAUCUAUCUCUUUUCUUUCUUCAUUCUCACCACAUUAGCUAUCUAUCUAUCUAUCUAUCUAUCUAUCUAUCUCAUCUAUCAUUAUCUAUCUAUCUAUCUAUCUAUCUAUCUAUCUAUCUAUGUCACUCUCUUCAUUAUCUAUCUAUCUAUCUAUCUAUCUAUCUAUCUAUCUCUAUCUAUCUAUCUAUCUAUCUAUCUAUCUAUCUAUCUAUCUAUCGAUUUCGUAUUGCGAUAAACGUUAUUUUUAGUGGGUAUGUUUCAAAGUAA